Epinephelus lanceolatus (giant grouper) is the source of this 7073-nucleotide messenger RNA. RefSeq names its product poly(ADP-ribose) polymerase family member 14-related sequence 1 (gene parp14rs1). NCBI's taxonomy places the organism in Eukaryota, Metazoa, Chordata, Actinopteri, Perciformes, Serranidae. Gene Ontology annotation, molecular function: transcription corepressor activity; NAD+ poly-ADP-ribosyltransferase activity. Gene Ontology annotation, biological process: negative regulation of gene expression; protein poly-ADP-ribosylation. The record is from RefSeq and is a predicted model, not a curated record. Gene Ontology annotation, cellular component: nucleus; cytoplasm.
GGCGAGUGAGCCAGCGACGAUGGCGGACGCAUAUUCGUAUGCUCUGCUCGUCGAGCUCGAAGACAACAACGCACCGAGACUAAAAAACAAAUUAGUGAAAUACUUUCAGAGUAAGAAAUCUAACGGGGGCGACUGUGAAGUUGAAUAUGCCAACGGCAGCGGGACGGCGGUGUUACGCUUCCGCAGAGAGGAGGACCAACAAAAUGUUUUGCGGAAAGAGGCGCAUCAGAUCUCGUUGGAUAAAGGCGUGUUGAAGAUGACAGUCCGGUUAUUAACAGAUGAGACAACAACACAGGAAACUCCAUCUGAUGAGCUCAACUAUACAUUGAAUGCUGCCAUUGACAACAAGCGACCGAGAAUCGAUGAACCCACACCUGCAGUUGACACGCAGACAGAGGCGCAAGGCAGAGACGAUGAGGCGGCAGAUGAGGAGCUGCCGUGCUCCGCUUCAGCUGUUUUAGGAAACAUUCCAGAGACGGUAAACCAGGAGUUUCUAGAGAUGCUGGUGGAGAACAUCUUAAAGGAUCCUGACUCUCCAGCUGCCACCGAAAGCUUCAUUUUGGAAGUCAUUCCUGACAUCUCCUCUGCUGUGGUGACUUUCCAGAGUGCGAAAGAAAACACCGAUUUCGUGACCAGAUGCCCCCAAAACAGGACAUUCACGAAAAAAGGACUAUCAGUACAGCUUCUCGAAGUCACAGAGCAAGUUGUAGUUGAAGACAUACAGAACUUCAGCGAAGAUCUCCUCCGCCUUUAUUUUGAGAAUGCAGGUGGGGAUGUGGAAAAUGUUGUGCUGGAUGAAGUGGAACAGUCUGUCAUCAUCACCUUUAAAGACCAUAAAGCUGUUCAGAAAAUCAUGAAGAAAAAGCAUCAUAUCAAGCAGGAAGAGAUCAAAGUUUAUCCUUACUAUAAAUCUUUGGGAACAGCCCUUUAUGGCAAGGACAAGCCCUCACUAAAACUCCCUGCUGCUGUCUCUGAACCCAUUGACUAUGCAGUCUGGAGAUACCUAAAUGACAAUCAGUCUGCAGCAGAGGCCAUUCGUAGUCAACUGGCAAAAGACUUCUGCAACGUAAACCUCAACCAGUCUACUGUUUGCCUGAGCCCUGUAUCUUCACUGCUGCAGCUCAAGGAUGCCAAAGCCAUCGUCAAAGAGUGGAGAGAUACUGUUAAGUCAGCCUUUGCGCAAGCGCUGUCAAAAUUCAAAUCCCUGAAGCUUCAGCCAGAGUCAGGGGUAUGGGAAGAAUCUGAGGGGAAGGUCAUACAGAUGCUACUGAAUGAAGAUGUGGUUGUAGUGCCUGAUAAAGCCAAUGGUGUCUUAUCAGUGGUUGGCCUUGUGGCUGAUGUCAACAGACUAGAGCAGACUCUUUGUGAAGUCGUAGACAAGAUUACCAAAAGGGUGCAGAGGGAGAAAUUGAGUGUGACCCAAGAAAUCAAAGUGUCACAGUCAAUUUUCCACAUCCUCUGUCAAGAUGGUCUUCAGGACAAGCUACUACAUGUGUACCCAGAACUCAAAAUGUCAUUUAGUAAAGACAGUGCAGAUUUGAUACUAACUGGCUUAAGGGAAGAGAUUUUGGCAGCAAGCAAAGUCAUAUAUGAUGCCAUGUUUGCAUUAAAACGACAGAAUUUAGAAAUAGAUAACUAUGUGCUUGAUGUGUUGAAGGAUGAACAACAAGAGGAUCUCACAAAUGCUCUCCUCAUAUCCAAAGGAAUAAAUGCAGCAUUUGAAAUCAAUGCACACAGGGUGCAGCUCCUUGCUGUUUCCGACAGAGAUUUGAAUGAUGCUGAAGAUCAUCUGCGAAUGCUGCUAACAUCUCAGUACAUUAAUGUUGAAGAUAGUAAUGUGCUGGAGAAGCCGGAGUGGCAGGACCUGGUCAGUGAGUUAGAAAAUGAUCACAAUAAGUCAUGCAGAAGAAUUGGAAUCUAUACCACUGAUGAACAAGUCGUAGUGUCAGGCCACAAGGAUAGUGUCACAGGAGUUAGCAGUGAGAUUGUUGACUUCUUAAGACAGAAUGCUCACGUUGAAGAGACGGUUGUGGUCAAGCCUAAUGUCAUAGUUGAAUACAUAGAAAAACUUGACACAUGUUGGUUGGAGCACGUUGAAGACAAAGUGAUGGUGUCUUACAAAAAGGAGGCCAUCUGUUUAAGUGGGUCUAGAGUAGAUGUUGCAGAGUGCAAGACCUUGGUUGAAAACCAGGUCGCUUCUGUGUUAUUUGAUAGUUUAAAGGUAGAUAUACCUGGAGUGAAGAAGUUCUUCCGGGAUAAAGAAGCUAUGUAUGUUACUUCACUCUUGAGUGAAACUGGCUGCCUGGUCCAACUGGUUGAUGGGACCAGUGGUGGACAGGACAGCUUGGCUCAAAGACAGGUAUCAAAGCCUGUAUAUCAGCUUCAGACAUCUGAUGGGGUGGAAAUAGCAGUUUGCAAGGCAGAUCUGUGCAGCUACCCAGUGCAUGCAGUUGUCAAUGCUUCUAAUAACGUCUUGAAACAUAAUGGAGGACUCUCAGCAGCACUUCUUAAUGCUGCUGGCCCUCAGUUGCAGGAUGAGUGUGACAAACUCAUUACCAUGAAAGGACAGCUCAAGUCUGGAGACUGUGUCAUAACUGGUGCAGGGGGCCAGCUUUGCUGCAAAAACAUCAUCCAUGCAGUGGGACCCCAGUUUGAUUCAGCUAAUCCUCAGAAGUCUGUGGCGCUGUUGAAAAGAACCGUUAAAGGAAGCCUAGAACUUGCUGAAAAGAGCGGCUGCAUCUCUGUGGCUCUGCCCGCCAUCAGCAAAAACCUUGGCUUUCCUCUCAAUUUGUGUGCAAUCACCAUCAUCAAAGCAGUGAAGGAACACUGUGAUGAGUAUGAUGACAUCCACCUGAAGAGGAUCCAUUUGGUGAACAAUGACGACAGUACUGUUCAGGCUAUGGAAGCAGCUGUCAGACAGGAGUUUGGAAAUCAUGGUGUCAGUCUUUCUCAACAAGUUCUCCCCAGCCAAACCACCAAGUCUGCCAGUGUGACACAUGUUGGAUCUGCUGUUACUGACCCAAACUGCUUGGGUCAAGUGCAGACCCCAGAGGGCUUGAGCAUCACUCUCACAAAAGGACACAUCGAGAAUGCCACGACGGAGGUGACAGUGAAUACUGCGUCUGAGGAUCUUGCACUGAACAGAGGGGCAGUUUCAAAUGCCAUCUUGGGUGCAGCUGGACCCAACCUUCAGCAGCUGGUAACUGCAAGUAAGGCUAGUGCAAAAGUCGGUGAGGUCAUUGUCACUGAGGGCUGCAACCUGAAGAGCAAGCAGGUCUUUCAUGCAGUUGCACCUCACUGGGACAACGGGCAAGGCACAGCCGAAAAGGCCUUGAGUGGCAUUUUUAAGGAUUGCUUGGCCAAGGCAGAGGACAGUGGUCUCACCUCGAUAUCCUUCCCUGCCAUCGGCACUGGAAACUUGGGUUUCCCAAAAGACCUUGCCGCCUCAUUGUUGCUGGACGACAUCUCAACGUUUAGCAGUAAGAAACAACCCAAGCACCUGAAGAAGGUCGUUAUCAUCCUUUACUCAGGAGAUGCACAGACUAUCCAGGUUUUUAGCGAUGAAUUUAUGAAGAAGUUCCCCAAUGCCUCAGGGAGUCCAGUGCCCGCGAGUUCCCCAAAAAGUCCAGGUCCUUUCUCUAAAGUUGUCUCGAGCUCAGGAAUGCAUGAGACCAAAAUGGGAAAUGUGGUAAUACAGGUGGUAACAGGAGACAUAACCAAGGAAACUACUGAUGUCAUCGUCAACUCCUCCAAUGAAAAAUUUUCCCUUAAGUCAGGAGUAUCGAAGGCCAUUCUCGAAGCAGCUGGUCAGGCUGUUGAAACAGAAUGCCAAACCCUUGGUGCCCAGCCCAAUACAGGCAUGAUACUAACCCAGCCAGGAAACCUUAAGUGUAAGAAGAUCCUCCACCUGGUUGGCCAGACGGACCCAAUAAAAAUCAACAAGGCUGUGAAAGUGGCACUCCAAACAUGUGUGAAAAACUCACACACUUCUGUCUCAUUUCCUGCCAUUGGUACAGGUCAAGGCAACGUACAGGCAAGGCAGGUGGCAGACGCCAUGUUGGAUGCAGUGGUUGAUGUGUUGACCCAAAACACUUCCAGCUCCUUGACGACAAUUCGGAUAGUUAUUUUCCAGCCACCCAUGCUGAAAGACUUCUACAGCAGUAUGCACCAUAGAGAAGCCACUGAACCAAAAGAUAAAGGAGGCUUCUGGGGAAACAUCGGCACCAAAAUCAAAUCAUUAUUUCAGAGUGGAAGUGUUGCCAAGCCACAGAAAGAAGGGGAUUUUGUCAUUGAGGCUCUGAAAGUGGACCCUGCUUCCUUCCACAUCUGCGGUGAGACGCAGACUCAAGUAGACGAUGCCAAGAAGUGGAUCAGUGACCUGAUAUCCAAAGAGAAACACAGCAUGUGCAUUUCAGAUAACUCCAUCCUCAGCUUCUCUGAUGCAGACUACCUGCGCAUGGUUGACAUCCAGAAGACCCUGGGCGUGGCGAUAAGGACCGAGAGCAAGAAGGACCAAGCCUCAGUCACCAUCGAGGGGUUCAGCAAGGGCGUGCUCAAAGCCAGCCACGAGAUCCAUGAGAUGCUGAGGGUGGCAAGGGAUCAGGAGGAGCUGAAGAAGAAAGUGGAGCGGGCGGGCAUGGUGGCGGACUGGCAGUACCAGCAGCAGGGGCAGCAGUUUCAGAGUUGUGACCCUAUGGCCAACUUCAAGCUUGAGCAAGCAUUGGAAAAUAAGCUGCCAAAUGUAAAAGUUACAAUCCAGGGUCAAGACUACACAGUCACAUUGCCAAAGGGACCUGCUACUGAUAACCAGGGAUGCACCCUGCAGAUAAAGCGCAUUGACAAACUCAAAGAUGAAGACACACCUGAGCACUGGGAUGCAAUGCCACCCAACACCUCAUGUAUGGCUGUCACCAUCAAGGCUGGGACAGCAGAGUACACUGAAAUCCUGAAUCUGUUCCAGGCCUCAUGCCAAAGACCAAUUAUUAAGAUUGAGAGGAUCCAGAACCCUGUGUUGUGGAAGAGCCUACAGAUCAAGAAGCGUGACAUGGAGCUGAGAAACAAACACAAGAACAAUGAGAAACGCCUCUUCCAUGGUACCUGCCACACCACUGUGGCCUACAUCAAUGAACACGGCUUUAACAGGAGCUACGCAGGAAAGAACGCUGCUUGUUAUGGCAAUGGCACAUACUUUGCUGUCCAUGCUAAUUACUCUGCUCAAGACACCUACUCCAAGCCCAACCCAAAUGGGGAGAAGUGCAUGUACCUCUGUCGGGUGCUGACGGGGGAUUUCACCGCUGGACAACGGAACAUGAUCACACCGCCGGCUAAGGGCCCCGUCUCUGUUCAGAAGUACGACAGUGUCGUGGACAAAGUGGCCAGUCCUGCCAUGUAUGUUAUCUUCCACGACAGCCAGGCUUGUCCUGAAUAUUUGAUCACAUUCAAGUGACAGACUGAGAUAGCACUGAGAUAACAAACACGUGCCUUACAUUAGACACUGCCUCAAAUAUCAAAUAACUGUUUGCUAUGAAUCAUCAGUGGACUGAUGUAUUUGUUUAUUCUUAGGGUAUUUGAUUUAAACUGCCAAUUAGUGCUAGCAAUAUAAUAACAGUCAUUUUCUAGUUUACAAGCAACCUGUAGUGAUCGAAAAGGUUGGUUAAGAAAGUAUUAGUGGUCAGAUUCAUAUAGUGCCUUGAAAAUAUCUGUCAUACUACAGAAUAAUUAUGCAAAAAAGAAAUCAAAGAAUGAAAAGAAAAUGAGAGGGUUGUCAAAACAAAUCUUUGACUUUAUGUAUGCACUUUGAGCUUUAUAUACUGAACACUGUGCGCUGUGGUGAGGCGCUGAUGGAAAGCACCUACUCUGUACCAGGAAAUAAUGGGAUAAUAAACGAUACUAAAAGCUUGUCUCAGUAUGCAUGUGUUAAUCGGGUUAACAAUCACUUGUGGUUUUGAAAGGAAAACUGAAAGUUAACUGCUGUUCCAGUAAACAAGCUUGUACAAAAAAAGUUAAUACAAGCACACCAUUGUGUUAAUUGUGUUCUGUAUAUUUUGAAGGACAGAUUUUUUUUGAAGCAGGGUUGUAUGGGGUACUACCUACAGUAGAUGUCAGUCGGCAUGCCCCUAGUUAGGAGAAGCAGGCUGGAGUCUGACAUGGAAGCCAAGCAAAGUACUGCUGUGGGGUGCAGGGAGCAACAAAUAUUUUUUAACCACCUUAAAAAGUCCCAUCUAAAAAAAUCAAUAUCAGUUUACGUGUAUGCUAUAUUGAGUGUAUUUCCACUGCUUUACCUUUCCGUCAUACAGCCCUUUUUCGACAGGGAAGCCUUAACAGCUUUAGUUCCCCAUUUAUGCUCUUGUCACAGCCACAAGACUCCAUUGACAGAAACAGUAAUUUUAGCUAGCUGAACACCUGAGUCAGCUUCAACCAGUUAGUUUGUGUUCUUUUGUAACUUUGGUGAAUCCAAACUAACUCUUUUCAACGCUGAAGUCACACAAUAACACAAACAAAGUAACUGAAUGAGGCAGCAGACGACCAGCAGCUCCUGUGGUCAGCAGUGUUAAAUUGCUGUUUUUUCUCAAUGGAGUCUGGCUUUGAAGAGACAUUUUCUUGUUGGAAGUCACUGUUUGACACUGACGUAAAACAGUGUAAAUACUCUCAAUAUAGCAUACACUUAAACUGAUUUUUUAGGUGGGACUUCUUUUAAGUGGCUAAAAUACAUUUUGUUGAUGACCCCUCCACAGCAAUACAUUGCUUAGCUUACAUGUCCCUCUUCAGUCUGCUUCUCCAAACUGACUGCCGACUGACAUCCACUGUAAUAUACUGUCUGUGGAUAAGUGCCCCAUACAACCCCACUUCAAAAAAAUCAGAACUAUUCCUUAAAUGUAAAGUUAAUCACUUAAGCUAUACUCUUGUGUUCACCUGUUGUCUAUUAGAGCAGUACACACAGUAAAAUCAGGGUGUGUACAGGUCCUUAAAAAGUCUGAAAAUGUCUUCAAUUAAGUUUUCUUAAUAUAAGGCUGUAAAAAGUCUUAAAUUGUCCUAAAUUCACAUUCUUUUUGCAUUAAACUUAAACUCACCCA